AUCUUCAGCGCAGCUCUCUGCACAUGUUGCUUAAAAGCAAUCCGCAUCCCGCCCUAGGACCAUGGCUUACGAACAAACCUCCACACCGUCGUCAGGGGCUUUGACAAAUUUUUUACCGCCCAAAAUACCCACCACCACCAUACUUGCGACACCGCCGCCAUGUCGCGUGCCCUCAUGAACGUACUGCGAACGUCUUCGCGACAUAUACAUACAACACCACGUGCAUACUCGCCGUCGUCACCGGUAGCCCGAACCAUACUGCCUUCCGCACAAAUCCGAUGGAGCUCACAUUCCCCGCUGGGCUCCGCGCCAACAAAUACCCGUAAACCCGUCACUCUAAACACGCUGCAGAGUCUAUACCGUAAGAACGAGCCCAUCACCAUGAUAACCGCGCACGACUUCCCCAGCGCCCACGUCGCCGACCACGCCGGCAUGGACAUGAUACUCGUCGGGGACAGUCUAGCCAUGGUAGCCUUAGGCAUGGAAGAUACCAGCGAAGUGCAAAUGGAAGAGAUGCUCCUCCACUGCAAGUCCGUUGCGCGCGCAACAAAAGGAGCUUUCACAGUCGGCGACCUCCCCAUGGGAACCUACGAGAUCUCCCCCGCACAAGCCCUCGAAUCCGCUAUCCGCAUGAUCAAAAUCGGGCGCGUCAAAUCUGUCAAACUAGAAGGUGGCAAGGAAAUGGCUCCCACAAUAGCCAAGAUAACAUCUGCUGGUAUCCCCGUCCUCGCGCACAUUGGCCUCACACCUCAGCGCCAAAACGCUCUAGGCGGUUUCCGCGUUCAAGGCAAAUCCACAUACUCUGCGCUUAAACUCCUCGACGAUGCGCUCGCCGUUCAGGAAGCCGGUGCCUUUGCUGUAGUUCUGGAAGCUGUGCCCGCGGAAGUCGCUGCCGUAGUCACCAGGGAACUGCGUAUACCUACCAUUGGUAUCGGCGCAGGGAAUGGCUGUUCGGGUCAGGUGCUCGUGCAGGUUGAUAUGUUGGGCAACUUCCCGCCUGGGCGGUUCUUACCCAAGUUUGUUAAGCAGUAUGGGAAUGUGUGGGAGGAGGCGCAUAGGGCGAUUAGCCAGUAUAGGGAUGAGGUUAAGAGUAGGGAGUACCCGGCAACGGAACAUACAUAUCCUAUGGAUAAGAAGGCGUUUGAGGAGUUUAGAACAGUGGUUGAUGAGGAGAAGGAGAAGGUGGAUUUGUUGUGAUGAGUGUUGAUGGUGCGCUUUCUGGUCUUUUUUUUCUUGGGGGUUGUGUAAGAGACAAAGCGUCGUUCUGCAUACCAUACAUGACAUUUUCAUUGCUCCUGAAAUACAGCUG
Molecule: messenger RNA, 1309 nt
Organism: Alternaria rosae
Lineage: Eukaryota; Fungi; Ascomycota; Dothideomycetes; Pleosporales; Pleosporaceae
Product: ketopantoate hydroxymethyltransferase-domain-containing protein
Exons: 2
Coding region: 160-1197 (345 amino acids)
Biological process (GO): pantothenate biosynthetic process
Cellular component (GO): mitochondrion
Molecular function (GO): 3-methyl-2-oxobutanoate hydroxymethyltransferase activity; magnesium ion binding
Source: RefSeq, a predicted model, not a curated record